Penicillium robsamsonii is the source of this 363-nucleotide messenger RNA. RefSeq lists its product as uncharacterized. Bases 1 to 363 code for a protein of 120 amino acids. The record is from RefSeq and is a predicted model, not a curated record. NCBI's taxonomy places the organism in Eukaryota, Fungi, Ascomycota, Eurotiomycetes, Eurotiales, Aspergillaceae. The transcript has a single exon.
AUGACCAGUAGCAGCAGCUCUACUUUCGAGGUCAACGAAAGAGGGCCUCCAGGCACCGGCGGCAAGAAUGACCAGGUCCGCAUAGAUACAGGAGCCAUCAUCCAACUGGACGCCCGUACAACGUACUGGUCCGGUACCCGAUCUGGCAGAUUCAGUGUAGAGAGCCUUUCGCACCCUGCAGUCUGGUUUGAUCUUAUCACAAUCUCUAUUCUGACUGCGUAUUUGACGCACGCCUCAGCAUUUACCCAGCCACAUCUUUCAUUCAUAUACCCAAUGUCUCCACUCACCCCGGUGGAGACAAUCGAUUCUCGGAUUGCCUGUCGAUCAGGCAAUUCUUUCAGGCUCUCCACAUCGAACGAAUAA